AUGGUGCCGGGUUCCCGAGCCGGGGAGACCCGAGAGCCGCACCUCGCCCUGGCGGCGCUCGGCGGGACUGCCACCGCUGCUGCUGCUGGGUUGUAUCGAACUAGUUGCGUCUUUCCUUUCUGCUGCCGCCAUGCCAUCCGGACGGAGGAAGGCCCGAAACUUCGGGGCCACGUAAGCCACGGUCUGGGUCACAGCCACGUCGGUAACCAUCGCAAACACCCAGGAGGCCGCAGGAAUGCUGGGGGCGUGCGUCACCACAGGAUCAACUUUGACAAAUAUCAUCCAGGUGACUUUGGGAAAGUUGGUAUGAGGCAUCAUCACUUCAGCCUGGAUAAACUGCGGACACGGGUCAAUGCCGAAAAAAAACAAGACUGGGGCUGCUCCCACCCUGAUGCUUGCGAUCCCGCUCCUACAAAGCUCUGGGGAAGGACGAGCUACCCAAGCAGCCGGUCAUCGGUCAUCGUGAAGGCCAAAUUCUUCCGCAGAAGAGCUGAAGAGAAGAUUAAGGGUGUUGGAGGUGCCUGUGUUCUGGUGGUUUAA
Messenger RNA from Meriones unguiculatus (Mongolian gerbil), 540 nucleotides. Its product is annotated as large ribosomal subunit protein uL15-like. The record is from RefSeq and is a predicted model, not a curated record. The transcript has 2 exons. NCBI's taxonomy places the organism in Eukaryota, Metazoa, Chordata, Mammalia, Rodentia, Muridae. Bases 1 to 540 code for a protein of 179 amino acids. Gene Ontology annotation, cellular component: cytosolic large ribosomal subunit. Gene Ontology annotation, molecular function: structural constituent of ribosome.